Molecule: messenger RNA, 1098 nt
Organism: Rhodofomes roseus
Lineage: Eukaryota; Fungi; Basidiomycota; Agaricomycetes; Polyporales; Fomitopsidaceae
Product: PIN domain-like protein
Exons: 6
Molecular function (GO): 5'-flap endonuclease activity
Source: RefSeq, a predicted model, not a curated record
AUGGGUAUAGACGGACUUUGGGAGAUGAUUGAAGGUGCUGCAAAAGAAGAGUCACUUCUAGCACUUGCUCUACGUGAGGGAAUAGGCAAGGCGAAUCGUCGAAUGCCCUACCGUCUUGGUGUUGAUGCGAGUAUAUGGUUCAGGCAGUGCCAGUCGGUCUUCAAGUUUGCUCAUGCACAAGCCGGGGAGAACCCCGAACUACGGACACUGUUUUAUCGACUCUGCCGUCUGUUCGAAUUGCCGGUGGACGUUGUCUUUAUCUUCGAUGGCCCAAGCCGCCCUAGCCGGAAGCGUGGUACGGUGGUGAAGACAGCAGACCAUUGGAUCACGAGCAGCUUCAAGAAUCUCAUUGAAGCGUUUGGGUUUAGCUGGCAGAUGGCCCCCGGUGAGGCGGAAGCUGAGCUUGCAUUUCUCAACCGCACUGGCUACAUCGACGCUGUUGUAACGGAUGAUAGCGAUGUAUUUGUAUUUGGAAGUUUGCAGGCUGUUAAUCAAUUCACUCACAGUACCGACAGCUCAAGUAUCAAGCCGAACAAAGACACAGUGAAGGUGUUCUCUCGCCGUUCGAUUGAGAGUCAACCCACUGUGCGAAUGACCCGAGGUGCAAUAUUCCUCGUCGCCGUGCUUAGUGGCGGUGAUUAUGACCAGGGUCUCACCGGCUGUGGUGCCAAGAUUGCGCAAGGGCUGUCACGCUAUGGACUUGGGGAAUCCCUCCUCGAGAUAGCAUCUGUGUCGAUGGGGCUAGACACACUUCAAGAACGCGAGACGGAUCUCUGCGCUUGGAGAGAGCAGCUUCGCAAUUGCCUGCGAGACGAUCCAGACGGACAUCUCGGCCGUCGCUAUCCCAGAUUGGCCGAGCGUAUUUGCGACACGUUCCCGGACAUCACGAUCAUGGAGUACUACAUUCACCCCUCGUGCUCUGUCAAGAACGAUGCCGGCCCGGCAACCAUGUCUCUAUCAACCACACGGCCAUGUGACGCCUUCGAUCCUGGUCGACUUGCUCAACUCUGCGAGCAAUUCUUCACAUGGGGCACUCCAAAUGGCAUAGAGACCAAGUUCCGAAAUGUAGUCUGGAAGGGUGCUAUCGUCCGUAUGCUC